This is a messenger RNA of Parnassius apollo (apollo), 1434 nucleotides long. NCBI's taxonomy places the organism in Eukaryota, Metazoa, Arthropoda, Insecta, Lepidoptera, Papilionidae. The record is from the annotation of a GenBank genome assembly.
AUGCGGCUUGCGAUCGCCUUUCUGUUUGUGGCGACGUGGCAGUUAUGCGAUGCGUACGACUAUUCGUCGUCGUGCACGCGGCCGUACCGCGCGAACCGCGCGCGUCCGCUACCCGUCGCACCCUGCGACCUUUCCAAGCAGACCUAUUGCACCACGCCGGGAAGCGCUUACCCCUGGCAAGCUAUACGACGAUUUGUCCGAGAGAACCAGGGACUCAUGAAAAGAAUGUAUGGUGAAGAACGACAUAUAUCAGUAUUAAAAGCUGAACUGGAAAACUUUAUAGAAGAUGAUGAUGACAGUGAUAGAAAAUCAGCAGACUUCGCUGACGAUAUAAUCAAAGCUAAAUUAAUGUACACGAAGAAAACCCACGGGCGUGCGAUGAAGGAAAAGCCCCACUUUAGACCAAUACAGACAGCUGACAAACACAAAAAGUUUGAAAACGACACUUUAAAAGUUAAACCAUUAGAAAACUACAUCAACAAUUUCAGAGUUAAUAACACAAAUAGCAAUAAAACCGAAAUAACCAACAAUGAAACUAUGAAUGACGAUAAAAGCGUAUCAUAUAAAACAAAGCUGGAAAGCAUAGCUAAUAUAGAAAUAAAUAAUUUGGAUCCAGACAUAAUAACUUUAGAAGCUGUUAUAAAACAAACUAUAGAAACUAACAAUAUAUACCCAACAUUUUCUGGAAUUUCGAAAAGCGAACCUUUGAGAGAUGACAGCGACCUUAAAAACAAUACUGAUAGAAAUGUCACAACAACUACAGAAUAUUUAAUGAAUACUACAGAAACUACUGAUAUGCAGUAUGAUUACACAACGACAGAACCAAACAAAAAUGGAUGGAAACCUAUGGAUACGGACACAUCUACUCUACCACCAACAUUAUUAUUCUCGGAACAUGACAAGAUAAAGAAUGAUAGAAUCGACACCAAAGUAACAGAUGAAAAGGAGGAGUUCCAUUUAAAACCAACGCAACAAGAAUCGAUGAGGCCAUCAGUCAUUAAGCUGCGAGGAGCCAACGCCUGUGAAUCAAAGGAAGAAAUGGCGGCGCCUUUCUGGGCCAACAGCACACGAGGGGAAGUGUUGGCGCUGCUCAACAUGUACCCUUUUGAACAAUACAUACACCUAGAGACCUGCGUCCAUGAACGAAAGCAAAUGUAUUGCAGGGAAGGCUGCAGAUGUGAACAACAAUACCGGCUUCAUCGCCUCCUGGCAUACGACCCUCGUAACGAGUGCCGGGGCAUAUUCGCCGACUGGUUCAAGUUUCCCGCUUGUUGCGUGUGCAAGUGCUACGACGUGCCGCUCGAAUUUCGUGCCAGAUCGCCCAGGAUCCUACAUCCUCAGUACGACGAGGAGGUCAAAAGGGUGAUAUAUGAAGACGUGGCGAGGGACUGGUACUCGAUGUCCGUUUACGAUGAAGAUGACGAUUUGUACUGA